UGCAGAUCAAGCUGAAGAGUCAUGCUGAGAGCUGUCAGGAGUCCUUGGCCUUGUGGUUUCAGCUUGAAGUGGGACACAAGAUAUGCCCCUGGACACACACACACAGCAGUUCUUCUCUCCAGAGUGGGGAAUCUGACCUUGAACGACAUGAGUGUUAAGCUGUGGCAGGAUUCUUGCUUACUUUGUUUAUUGAUGAGGCAAAGAAAGAUGAUGAAUAAUAUCCUGCCGUGAGGGAAGGACAGAAGCAGCCUCUCAGUGAGGCCCUGGCAGGAAGAAACACACUUGGAUCACAAAGUUGUGAUAACACCAUUCAAGCCAUGGGAUCCAGUAGCUAUGACUGAUCUCACCUGCCCUCUGCAGUACCAGGUGGCAAAGCUCAUCCCACCUCUCGCUGCUUUGCAGCUGUGACCUCCAGGGCCUUCCUGCAGUGCUGUCAGUGCUCUGGAGGGUGGGAGGACUGCAGUGCCUCUGAGCAAGACUGAUGCUCUCUCUUCUCUUUAUUGCUGCUCCCUAAUUUAAGGGAAGCAGCUCUGAGGCUGCUCUGGCCUUGCAGAAGAGAUCAGAGCCAAGUGAAUCUGUGGAAUAGCGCAGUUCCUUGGGACUCUGGGAAUGUUUUAUUUCAUCUGGGGAAUUUCCAGCUGCCCUGCUGGUCUGUCUCACUGAGAUUGACAUUCAGAAGAGCCCAUAAGAGAAAGGAAAACUGUUUAAGACUGGACAGUGCAGUGAGCGGCCCCAGAAAUGGAAUCUGUCCGGAGCAAGGAAUGAGUUUGUUUCCUAGGACAUCUGGCCUGUUGCAUGAAGGGGGCAGUCUGCUUGUAGCCAGAGCUGAGCUGCUCCGUAACCACAGCUGCUGAAGCAGUUGGAGCAUUUCUGGCAAUGCCUGUAGUUCGUCAAGAGAGCAUUUAAGGAAGUUGAGUUGCGGAAGUUCACCGAGCCGGGUGCUUCACCAGCACAGCUCCAAGGAGUGGAUCCCUCCCGGAGGGACGGUGGGCGUUUGAGCCCACGAGCGCGCCAGCCAUCGCCAGCCUUCCUCUGGGUGACCUUGGGUGAGGCUCUGCUUGCCUGGAGAGCUGUUGAUUUACAAUGCAGAUUCAUCGCUCCUCGCCUGCCUGUCCCUGCCCCUCCUAAAUUGGGCUGGGAUAUAAGAGGUUGUUUGCUCUCCGAUGCCAACAGUGGCCAUGGCAGAACGCCCUGCCACGUGAGAGGCAGAGAUAGAGGAGAGGGGGCUAAGGAGGAGUGAGCUGUGCGGCUGCUCUUGCUUCUGGUAGCUGAGGAGCACAUCAGCAGGACCAUGUCUGUGCUGAACCCCGUCCUGCAGCCCACGGAGGUGAAGGAGUACCUGUGCAAGGGCGACCGCUUCAUCAAAUGGGACGAUGAUAAGUGAGGCAAAGGAGUUAAGGAAGAUCAGAUUGGCCUCUUACAUCACUGCUCAGCUUGGGACUGAACUAGGGCCUUCCAGCAAAAUAGCAAACCCACAGUUUUUCUACAGAGCCCUCACCUUAUCCAGCUUUGAUAAGGCACUGUCUAGAGGAGGGAGCAAUGGAUCCCUGUCAGGCCAGGGUUGUUCUGACCUGUCCCAUGGAGUCAGUUGCAGGACCCUGGUGUGAAGAGCAGCUCUGCAGUGCUUUGUUCAGCAUCCAGCAAGCUGGGGCUCCUCAGCAGCCUGAAGAGAUGAAGUCCUACUACAUGGGUGGUAGCUGAGUUAAAGAACCAGCUGGGAACCCUUUCAGAGCCCCAGGAAACAUCAAAUGCUUCUCCUGUGAUUCUCCGAGUGGAUCCCCAGGGCUUUUACGUGUACUGGACCUAUCAGAGCACGGAAAGGGAAAUUCUGGACGUCACCAGCAUCCGAGACACCCGAGCAGGGCGAUUUGCCAAAAUGCCCAAGUCCCUGAAGCUCCGGGAGGUUUUUAACUUGGAUUACCCUUACAGCACCUUCCUGCUGAAGACCCUGACAAUUGUUUCUGGCCCUGACAUGGUUGACCUCACUUUCCAUAACUUUGUAUCCUACAAGGAGAAUAUUUGCAAGGACUGGGCUGAGGAUAUCAUGGCCAUUGCCCGGAAUCCCCUCACGUACAACGCUCCCCGCUACACCUUCCUGGAGAAAAUUCUAGUGAAGCUGAAGUUGCAACUAAAUGAAGAGGGAAAGAUUCCUGUCCGGAAUAUUUUUCAGAUGUUCCCUGCAGACAAGAAGAGGGUGGAAGAAGCAUUAAGUGCUUGUCAUCUCCCAAAUGGCAAGAAUGAUGCCAUCAACCCCGAGGACUUCCCCGAGCCGGUGUACAAGACGUUCCUCAUGAAUCUGUGUCCACGACCCGAGAUUGAUGAGAUAUUUACCUCACACCAUCUAAAAGCAAAGCCCUACAUGACCAAAGAGCACCUGGCAAAGUUCAUCAACAAGAAGCAGCGUGAUGCCCGCCUCAAUGACAGCCUCUUCCCACCAGCCAAACCUGAGCAGGUGCAGAGCCUGAUAGAGAAGUACGAGCCCAGCGGGUUUAACAUCCAGAGAGGGCAGCUGUCUCCAGAGGGGAUGGUGUGGUUCCUCUGUGGCCCCGAGAACAACCUGAUAGUGCUGGACAAGCUGAUGCUGUACCAGGACAUGACGCAGCCGCUCUCACACUACUACAUCAACUCCUCACACAACACCUACCUGACAGCCGGGCAGUUUUCUGGGACAUCCUCUCCCGAAAUGUACCGCCAGACGCUGCUGGCCGGCUGCCGCUGCGUGGAGCUGGACUGCUGGAAAGGCCGGCCCCCGGACGAGGAGCCCAUCAUCACCCACGGCUUCACCAUGACAACUGAGAUCCUCUUCAAGGAUGCCAUCGAGGCCAUUGCAGAAAGUGCUUUUAAAACAUCUCCGUACCCUGUGAUCCUGUCCUUCGAGAACCACGUGGACUCGCCCAAGCAGCAGGCAAAGAUGGCCGAGUAUUGCCGAACCAUUUUUGGAGACAUGCUGCUGACAGAGCCACUGGAGAAAUACCCGCUGAAGCCAGGAGUUCCUCUGCCAAGUCCUAAGGAUCUCUUAAGGAAAAUCUUGAUUAAAAACAAAAAGAAUCAAUCUAUGUCUGGGAAGAGGCAGAACUCUUUGAAGAAAGGGAGAAAUGUGGAACCAGAAACCGCUGAACAGCCGAUCUCUGUGGAUGCUGAAGAUACUGUCUGGGCAGGUGAUGUGGCUGAAGAGGAGCCAGAGGAAGAGGAUGAACAGCUCAGAAACCUGGAUGAAGAAGAAAUCAAAAAGAUGCAGUCAGAUGAGGGCACAGCUGGCCUGGAAGUGACGGCGUACGAGGAGAUGUCCAGCCUGGUUAACUACAUACAGCCCAUCAAAUUCAACUCCUUCGAGGUCUCUGCCAAGAAGAACCGGAGUUACGUCAUCUCUUCCUUCACCGAGAUGAAGGCUUGCGAUCUACUGAGCAAGUUCCCCGUGCAGUUUGUAGAAUACAACAAGUGGCAGAUGAGCCGCAUUUACCCCAAAGGCACCCGGAUGGACUCCUCCAAUUACCAGCCGCAGAUGUUCUGGAAUGUCGGCUGUCAGAUGGUGGCACUCAACUUCCAGACCAUGGAUGUCCCCAUGCAGCAGAACAUGGCCCUGUUCGAGUUCAAUGGGCAGUGUGGGUACCUGCUCAAGCACGAGUUCAUGCGGCGCCCCGACAAGCAGUUCGACCCCUUCUCCACGGACCGCAUCGACGGGCUGGUGGCUACUACCGUCUGUGUCACGGUACUCUCUGGUCAGUUCCUCUCGGACCGCAGCGUGAAGACCUACGUGGAAGUGGAGCUCCUUGGGCUGCCAAGGGAUGCCAAACGCAAACACAGAACCAAACUGACCUCCACGGCCAACUCCAUUAAUCCUGUGUGGAAAGAGGAGGCUUUUGUUUUUGAAAAGAUCAUGAUGCCUGAGUUGGCAUCUCUCAAAAUUGUGGCAUGGGAAGAAGGAGGGAAGUUCAUUGGCCAGCGUAUCAUUCCUGUCAUCGCGAUACACCCAGGCUACCACCACGUGUGCCUGCGCAGCGAGAGCAACAUGCCGCUCACCAUGCCCGCCCUCUUCGUGUUCCUGGAGAUCAAGGACUAUGUGCCGGACGCUUGGGCAGAUCUCACUAUUGCCCUCUCCAACCCCAUCAAGUUCUUCAACCUGCAGGACAAGUGCUUGGUGAAGCUCAAGGAUACCUCGGGGGAGAGGCCUGGCACACAGACAAACCUCUCAUCUGCUGAGACUAAUGGGGUGGCAGGCUCCACUGGGAAACCCAGCAUUCCACCCUCUAACGGCUCCACAGGAGCAUCAGUGUUCACCAAAGAUGAAGCUGUGUUAGAAGUAAUGCAGAUGGCAGAGCCUGACACAAUCACCCUUGCUGAGCUGCAGCAGAAGAAGCGCUUCCUGAAGCUGCUGAAGAGGCAGGAGAAGGAGCUGAGGGAGCUGGAGCACAAGGGAAGCAAACAGAGGGAGGAGCUGCUGCAGAAGUACUCUGUGCUCUUUUCGGAGCCUGCCUGCCCGGGGGGCAAGAAAAGGACAAUACGCACAAGGAAAACCCAGAAGAAGAGGAGUGUGACCCCUGGUGAUGCUGGUACCAGUGCAAAUCCUGUAAAAGCAGCAGAGAGCAUCGAUCACCACUGGCUCGUGGAGCUGAGGGAGAGGCUGGAGAUGGACCUCAUCCACCUUGGGGAGGAGCACCACAGUCGGAUCCGAAGGAAGAAAGAGCAGCACGCUACCGAGCAAGUUGCCAGGAUCCUGGAGCUGGCCAGGGAGAAGCAGGCAGCUGAGCUGCGGGUGCUAAGGGACACGUCGGAAAGCAACAUUAAAGACAUAAAGAAGCGGAUGGAGGCAAAGAGAGUGGAGCGGGUCCAGGCCAUGCUGAAGAAUACCAGUGACAAGGCUGCUCAGGAGAGGUUGAAGAAAGAAAUUAACAACUCCCACAUUCAGGAAGUGGUGCAGACAGUCAAACGGAUGACAGAGAAGACUGGCAGGUUCCAGCAGAAACUUGAGGAGAAGCAGGCAGCAAGUCUCCAGUCCAUCAAGGAGAGAGAAAGCCAGCUCCAGCAGCAGGCACGGGUGGAAUAUGAGGAGAAGCUGAGAGCUCUGAACAUGGAGGUUCAAGAGAUGGUGAAGAACUACACCAAAGCCAGCUUUCUUGGAGAGCCACAGACUGAGAAAGAAGCAGACCAAAGCAUUCCUGAGGGAGAACAAAGCUUUACACACCAACUGGAAGCAAAUAUUCCAGUGGCAGAGGUGUCCAGGCUUACACUGGCAAUAACUGAGCCCUCGGGAGCUGGAAUGGAUGUAGAGAUAGAAGAGAGCAUAUUCUGAGAUGAGUCCCUUCCUUACUGUUCAUUGCAAGAAGGUGUAUGGUGAAGUAACAACCAACUUCACAAACUACUGCCAUCCCUUUCUUUCUGGGGAGUCCCUGAAAUCCUUCAGGAAUGUGCUACAUUAUUCCAGCUAUCUGGAAGCAGGCUGGAGAGCUCACUCUUCAGAGUACUUCACCCUCUGUCUUUCCCAGCCUGAGCUCUGAGGUAUUUCAACAGUGGGAAAGGGUCUGUGCCUGCAGACCAGCUCCCUGUUGGCAUCACAGGAAUAUUUACUUUGCAUUCAGACCAGGUUUUAGAGUCAGUUCCAUCAUCAUUCCUCACAUGGAUCCCUUCACAUCAGUCCAGCUCCUCCUAACAUCUUCCACACGGUUCAGUGAAAUAGCAAUAAACAAACCAAACAAAAACCCCUAAACACUGAUACAGAGACACCACAAGUAGGAAUGGGCAUGGAAAGUGGGCUCAAUCACAGCAAACCACACCAGGGUGUGCACCCUACAGGAAAACAGUUACACCUGAAGCUGCAUUAAUAAACAGUUACAAAUGCUGCUAUAAAACAAACCAAGCCCCAGGUCAAGCAGGUAUGAGACAGCACAUUCCAAGCCUAGUCUGAACACCCAACAAGAGUCCACAUCUCCCCUGUGGUGUCCCCUGAGUACUGGAAUUAUCGAUUGUACAUU
This is a messenger RNA of Hirundo rustica (Barn swallow), 5969 nucleotides long. It is a transcript of the gene PLCB2, whose product is annotated as phospholipase C beta 2. The transcript is spliced from 35 exons. Bases 1877 to 5290 code for a protein of 1137 amino acids. Gene Ontology annotation, biological process: lipid catabolic process; phosphatidylinositol-mediated signaling. Lineage: Eukaryota; Metazoa; Chordata; Aves; Passeriformes; Hirundinidae. Gene Ontology annotation, molecular function: calcium ion binding; phosphatidylinositol-4,5-bisphosphate phospholipase C activity. The record is from RefSeq and is a predicted model, not a curated record.